Xyrauchen texanus (razorback sucker) is the source of this 3831-nucleotide messenger RNA. RefSeq names its product euchromatic histone-lysine N-methyltransferase 2 (gene ehmt2). The record is from RefSeq and is a predicted model, not a curated record. NCBI's taxonomy places the organism in Eukaryota, Metazoa, Chordata, Actinopteri, Cypriniformes, Catostomidae. Gene Ontology annotation, cellular component: nucleus. The coding region runs from base 20 to 3553 and encodes 1177 amino acids. The transcript is spliced from 28 exons. Gene Ontology annotation, molecular function: histone methyltransferase activity; zinc ion binding; protein-lysine N-methyltransferase activity.
UGCGCGCGCAUCCAGCAUCAUGUCGGCAGCUGAUCAAGCUCGAGAGAAUCCAUCCGAUGGCAGCUCUCCUCAAUCCAUACAUGAAGCAGAACCGUUUCCGUCUGUAAAGAGCACACCGGCGGAGGAGAUGAUGGUGAUGUCACCAGCACGUCAGGAUGAAGGACAAGACGCCACGCCCAGCAAAACUAUCUCCGGCGGUGGUGGUAAAAUGGCUUCAUCCUCCUCCUCUCUCUCUCCUCCAUCUUCAUCGUCUGGAAGAGCUAAAAUGAGUGUCUGUGGGCCGGGCAGUAAGACAACUCCAACUUCGUCCUCCUUAACAGUGGCUUCUACAGCAAACCCUCCACCUAAAGUCCACCGCGCUCGUAAGACCAUGACCCCUCGACCCCCAUUCGCACAGAUGAAGACUAUAGAGUCUAUGAUUGGACCAACUACACCUGAGAAACCGAACAACAGCAGUAAAACAGACUCUGACACAGCUGUGAAGAAGCGCAAAGUGGCGUUGGACACUGAUGGUGUAGCGCCCCCUGCGGAAACUCCAGAGAAAGUUCUCAGAGCUCAGACAGAACCUCCAUUGACUGUGUCCCCGGCGAUGGAGAAGUUGGAGGCAGUUGACAUGACAAAUAAAGAGCAUCCCAGUGGUUGGUUGGAGGAUCUUGAUGACGAGGCAGAUGAGGAAGACUUUCACCUGCUCUACAACACUUACUCUGGAGACGAUGUCAUUUACUCUGACAGCAAGUCAGAGGAUGGGACGAUGGAAGAGCCGCUGGAGGCGGAGCAUCUGUCUGAUCAUAGCUCCGAGUCUGAUCAGUCAUUAGCUGCUCCGAAGAAAACCGGAGGAGAGAGAGACGAGUCGUCAUGGAAACGUCAGGGAAAGGGUAAAGCAAGAGACAGACCCCCUGUUGGAGCCAUGGAGACAGAUAAAGUGACUGCAGCAGCUGCAGCGGACGACACUGACUACACUGAAGUUCCUCUGGACUCUCUGGAUAUCUCUGCAGCCGACAGCAUCUCCCUCUCUCCACAUGCAGAUGGUAGCGAUGCAGAAACGGAGCGUUUGGAGGAACUUCCUCUGUGUAGCUGUCGAAUGGAAGCUCCGCGGGUGGACGGAUUCAGUUCCCGCUCAAAUCGAACCUGCAUGGCCAUCGAGAGCAUCAAUGGAGAGUUGGUGGGCUGUACCAGUGCGAUUGUGAAGGGGGAGACGAUGCGUCCCUCGAGUCGCGUGUCUCUAAUGGUCCUGUGCGAGACUCAUCGCUCACACAUGGUCAAACAUCACUGCUGUCCGGGCUGCGGAUACUUCUGCCUCUCUGGAACGUUUCUUGAAUGUUGUCCGGACAUCCAUAUUGCUCAUCGGUUCCACCGUGGCUGUGUGUCUGUGCUGGGUGGUGGGCGGAGUCGAGGAGGAGUGGGCAUCGGCCUGCUGUUCUGCCCACACUGUGGUGAGGACGCGUCAGAAGCCCGUGAGGUCACCAUCCCUCUUACAGCGGCAUCGGGCAGUAACGUCAUCACGGCGAGUGCAUCAUCCACCACAGCCACGCCCUCUCUGCAUCCCUCCGCUCUCGCUGUGACAUCACGGUUGCUAAACAACGAGAAGCGGACAGGAGAGCCAAUCAAUGCCCGGAUGCGUUGCCGUGGUGAUGUCCGAAAGGGGGCGGACCUACAGCCUCAAUCAGCCAAUGCCAUUCCAGGAGGGGGCGGGACAGAGGAUGUGGUCGCCCUGGGCGACGGUGGUGUGGACAGCGUGGGACCCUCGCUCGUCCUGCCCAAUGGGAAGCCGAUCUGUCCCAGUGCGCUUCCUCCUGGAGAGAAAAGGGCGGCGCUACAGAGAGCCAUUCUCACGCAGGACACCGAGAGGAGGAAGAAGUUGCGGUUUCACCCCCGUCAGUUGUAUCCUGCAGCCAAACAAGGUGAAGUUCAACGAGUUCUGCUCAUGCUCAUGGAGGGAAUCGACCCGUCAUAUCAGUCGGACUCUCAGAACAGACGCUGUGCUCUUCACGCGGCCGCUCAGAGGGGUUUACUGGAGAUCUGUUACCUGCUCGUACAGGCAGGCGCAAAGGUGGACGCCCAAGACAAGACACUGAGGACCCCUCUGUUAGAGGCCAUAGUGAACAAUCGUAUAGACGUGGUGAAAUAUCUGAUCCAGAGCGGAGCUUGUGUCUAUCAUGCAGAGGAGGACGGCUCUACUGGUCUUCAUCACGCUGCUAAACUGGGUAAUCUUGAAGUGGUCACUCUGUUACUCAGCACUGGACAGGUGGAUUUAAACGCACAGGACAGUGGAGGCUGGACGCCCGUCAUCUGGGCAGCAGAACACCGACAUAUUGACGUGAUCAGAGCACUGCUCAACCGAGGAGCAAAUGUCACCAUACAAGACAAAGAGAUGAACGUUUGUCUGCAUUGGGCGUCGUUCGCGGGCAGCGUUGAGAUUGCAGAGCUAGUUCUGAACGCAGGAUGCCCGCUGUCAUCUGUGAACCUGCAUGGAGACACACCGCUGCACAUCGCCGCACGAGAGGGCUUCAUCGAUUGUGUCACGCUGUUUCUCUCUCGGGGUGCCGAUAUCGACAUUAUGAACAAGGAGGGCGACACGCCUCUCUCUCUUGCCCGCUGUGACACGCCCUCCUGGGUGGCGCUCCAGAUAAACAGGAAGUUGCGUAGGGGAAUAGCCAAUCGCAUUGUACGAACUGAGCGGAUCAUAUGCAGUGAUGUGGCACAAGGAUACGAGAAUGUUCUGAUCCCGUGUGUUAACGGCGUGGAUGACGAGGGCUGUCCGUCUGACUACAAAUACAUCGCGGAGAACUGUGAAACGUCUGCGAUGAACAUCGACCGCAACAUCACACACCUGCAGCACUGUAGCUGUACAGAUGACUGUUCUUCAAGUAACUGUCUCUGUGGACAGCUCAGCAUCCGCUGUUGGUACGAUAAGGACCAUCGACUUCUUCAGGAGUUUAAUAAGAUCGAACCUCCUCUGAUCUUCGAGUGCAACAUGUCCUGUUCCUGUCACAAAACCUGCAAGAAUCGAGUGGUACAAGCUGGAAUCAAGCAGGUCCUGCAGCUGUAUCGUACGGAGAAGAUGGGUUGGGGUGUCCGAGCUCUUCAAGAUAUUCCACAAGGAACUUUCAUCUGCGAGUAUGUUGGUGAGCUGAUCUCUGACGCUGAGGCAGAUGUGAGAGAAGACGACUCAUACCUCUUUGACCUGGAUAACAAGGACGGUGAGGUGUACUGUAUUGAUGCCCGUUACUAUGGUAACAUCAGUCGCUUUAUUAACCACCUCUGUGACCCGAACAUCAUCCCUGUGCGUGUGUUCAUGCUGCAUCAGGACCUGAGAUUCCCGCGCAUCGCACUAUUCAGCUCCAGAGACAUUUUUACCGGACAGGAACUCGGGUUUGAUUACGGCGAUCGUUUCUGGGAUAUCAAGAGCAAGUACUUCACCUGUCAGUGCGGUUCAGAGAAAUGUAAACACUCCGCGGAGGCCAUCGCCCUGGAGCAGAGCAGACUGGCACGCCUGGAAAACUGUCCGGAAUCUGCCAGUGAACCUGGACUUCCUGUGAUAGGACAAACAUGAUGUGAACAUGACAGCGAAGAGCGUUGAAUGACAGAUACACACAUUCACAGCUCAUAUAUCUGGAGACGCCUGCUUUCUCAGAGGUGUAAAGCUUGUGUUUUUGGCUUCAAAUGAUUGAUGUCUGUUACCCUUUUCAAAAUACCACCUGGAAGUCUUUAUUCAAAUUCAAACAGUACGGAAUUCUGUCCGAAUCAAAUUGAAGCAAAUUCCUGAUCACAAAUUGUGGCAUUCUAUUGGCAUUUCAAAAAACAUUCACUUUGGUUGAUUUGCUUUUUUUA